Messenger RNA from Elaeis guineensis (African oil palm), 1836 nucleotides. The record is from RefSeq and is a predicted model, not a curated record. NCBI's taxonomy places the organism in Eukaryota, Viridiplantae, Streptophyta, Magnoliopsida, Arecales, Arecaceae.
CCACGCCUCUUCCUUUGCACCAGGAGUGUGGGAGCGAACCUUACCUCGUCGUGAUAGGAAUAACGAAUCAAGCUCUUUCGCUUGCGUUCGCGUGUGGGAGAACGCGACCGCAAAGAUCCCUUCUCCCCUCCCGGAUUUUUCUCUUCCGCCCUUUUUUUUUGUCACUCUCGCGGCGAGGGGAGAGCAAUGGUGUCUGCCUCUCUUUCCUUCGUGCCCUACUCCUCUUCUUGCUCUCCGUUCCCGUCCAAAUCCCCUUUCGACGCUUCAUCGGUUCCAUCGAUCGCAUUCCCUCGCUCCUUGCGAAUCGCUGGACCCCUAAAUCCCUGGCGAUUGCUCUCCUCUCUAUCUUCGUCGUCUUCUUCUUCCCGCCGUAUAAAUUAUCCGAAGGCAAGAGUGGUUGCGAAGCUCUCCACUGCGAUCGAUGAUGAUCCCGCUGGAGCGGAGCAGUUCCUGGAGAACAAUUCCAUCUCGGCUUUCAUGAGAUUCAGAAAGGGCGAUGGGGGCAGAGGCGACGGCGGCGGCGAGCUGCAAACGGCCGUUGUCAGCUAUCGAAAGAGGUUUCCAUGGUCAUUGCUCGAUCCAUUUCUCCAGGUGGAUUUGGUAUCGACAAUCCACAUUGCAGACAAAGAGUAUUUUGAGACCCUACAAAAAGGCCUUGAACUUUACGACUGUGUCCUCUAUGAGAUGGUGACAAGCAGGGAUAACCUAGAGAAUAGGAGAAACUCGGUAUCUACUAAAAGGCCCAAAAAUUCACGUUCUAAGGGCUUCAGUAUUCUUGGCUUCAUUCAGAGGCAGAUGGCUCAAAUUCUUUCACUGGAUUUCCAGUUAGAUUGUCUUAACUAUGAGGGUGAAAAUUGGCAGCAUGCAGACCUUGACUAUGAGACUUUCAAGCUACUUCAGCUUGAAAGAGGUGAAAGCUUUUUCACAUUUGCAAAAGACAUGACUCUCAAAUCCACAAAAGCAUUUGUGCAACCUGCUUCUAUACGGGAUGAUCUUGGUCCUUGGAGAUCAAAGCUUCUUUGGGCUUCUCGGGUGCUACCUAUGCCACUUGUUGGACUUUUUAUCAUCAGCAGCGUUUGUGCACCUUUGGAAAGUCAGACUGCAGAAAAUCCUGAGCUAGAAGCACUGUCAAGGCUGGAUUUUGGAGCUGCAAUGAAGAUUUUCCUGGCCAAGCGGCUAACUUCAGAGUUCACAGCUAUAACUGCAGCCCUCGAAGAGAAAUCAGUCAUAAUUGGCGAAAGGAACAGAGUUGCUACUGAGGCGUUGCAUAGAGCAAUAGAUAGCGGGAACAAGAGAAUAGCAGUGCUGUAUGGAGGUGGGCAUAUGCCAGACUUGGGAAGACGAUUACGUGAAGAGUUUGACAUGAUACCUUGUGGAGUGCAUUGGAUAACAGCUUGGUCCAUAAGGAAUCGAGAGCUUGAUAGCAACUCGCUUCCGUUCCUUAGGACAUUGGCCAAGCUAUCAGGUUGGCCUCUGAACAGAUACCAGACGCUGGCUUUGUUAAUCUUCUCAUCAGUCCUUGCACUGGAUCUCUGGUUUUGGGAGCUCUUCUUUGGUACUGUAGUGAACUGGGCUUCCUGGGCUGCUGCUGAAAUCAACUUAUUCACAGAUUACGUGGGGCAUGUGAUUAGCCACUAUUGAUAACCUCAAACAAAAUUAUACCUAGUCUUCUUGUAAAGAAAAACCAUAGCUUUUCUUUCCAUAUCUUUUACCUGCCUCGGUAUCUCUUCUUCAGCAGUCAAGAAGAUACUUGUGUAUGGGCAUGUAAAUACCAUUUAAUUGACUGAUUCAUUUAAUAUCUCUAAAAUUGCUAGGUUAGGUAUGGGUUAACACCAA